Messenger RNA from Encephalitozoon intestinalis ATCC 50506, 1245 nucleotides. RefSeq names its product RNA polymerase II transcription initiation/nucleotide excision repair factor TFIIH subunit TFB2. Bases 1 to 1245 code for a protein of 414 amino acids. The transcript has a single exon. Gene Ontology annotation, cellular component: transcription factor TFIIH holo complex; transcription factor TFIIH core complex. NCBI's taxonomy places the organism in Eukaryota, Fungi, Microsporidia, Unikaryonidae. Gene Ontology annotation, biological process: nucleotide-excision repair. Gene Ontology annotation, molecular function: double-stranded DNA binding; ATPase activator activity. The record is from RefSeq and is a predicted model, not a curated record.
AUGGAAAAUGAAGUCUCACAAGCCUGGCCAUAUCCAAUAGACAUCAUAGAGUAUUUUGGUAUGCUUCCCGAACACUCGAAGAAGCGGCUGUAUAGGGCUCCUGUGUUUGCAGUAUCUUUCCUGAAGAUCUUUGACGAAAAGACCACACGAUUUAUCUUUGAUCUAUUGCUGAAAUCCCACUCCAUAAGUUCUCUGAGAGAGAUCAAAGGGAUUAAGGAAGUCCUGAAAACACUACUGAGGAUCCAGAUGAUCGAGAAAAAAGGAGAUAACAUUUACUUAGAGGAAGACUUCAGGAGAUCGCUGAUGGAAGGGUUUUGCAUGCUUACGAUAGAAAAGCACUAUAGAAGUGCAGGAGAAGAGACGGAAACCGAUGAAGAGGAGAGUAAUAGAAGGUUUGAAACUAUUCUAAGGUCGAUUGUCAAUAAGGAGAGCAAGAUCAGGGAAUUUGGAGUCAGGGAAGUCCUUAUGUUUGGAGGGCUCCUUGGCAGGGAUGAGAACAUCACAAACAGAGGGUUUGAAUUUCUUCUCAAAACAAAGAAAGAGCAACUGUGGUGUCUUGUGUUACUGUCCUUGAAGUAUUUUCUCAAAUCUGUGGAGGAAGAAGUUUCCACGUUGGAAGCUAUAUUUGAGCUGAGUACAAAGAAUGUUGGAACAGUAUACCGCCAUUCCAGUUCAAUGGAUAAAAGACUGCUCAAAUAUCUGGAGGUACUGGGGAUCUUGAAGCUCUAUGGAGAAAACCUUGCGAUUAGGAGGUCCUUUGUACAGCUGUUUGAGGCGUCUGAACGCAACAGAAGAGAGUUUAUAAUUGUGGAAACAAACAACAAGAUAUAUGCAUACACAAAUUCCGAGUAUGAAAAGUCUGUGAUACAUCUGUUCUGCAACGUGUCUUUCAACCUUCCUAACCUUACAAAGGGAAGUAUAACAGAGGAGAGUGUGAAUGCUGCAUUUGACAAAGGAAUAACAGGAAGACAAAUAAUACACUUUCUGGAGGCAAGUUCCAAACCCGGAAGCCUUCCUCCGGCGAUCAUCAACCAGAUAAUUAUAUGGGAGUCCAAGAGAAACAGGAUCUUCAUGGCUCCUGGAUAUCUUUACUCGAACUUCCUGAAUUUGUCUGACUAUCAGAAGGUACUGGAGUUCUGCAGCGAAAGAAACUAUCUUAUAGAAUCCGACAUCGACAGGAGGAUGAUAGUUGUGAAUCCAAAAGGUCAUGUGUUUGUUAAGGAGUUCAUAAAGACAAUACUCUAA